Molecule: messenger RNA, 1373 nt
Organism: Aspergillus saccharolyticus JOP 1030-1
Lineage: Eukaryota; Fungi; Ascomycota; Eurotiomycetes; Eurotiales; Aspergillaceae
Product: M20 family metallopeptidase
Exons: 4
Coding region: 66-1373 (435 amino acids)
Molecular function (GO): dipeptidase activity
Source: RefSeq, a predicted model, not a curated record
GGCCAUCAUGUCUCAAUUCCCGCCAAAGAUCAUGAUCAUACCACUGAGGUACACACUCCCCCAAAAUGACCGACCAAAACACCCAAGAACGCUUCAUCGAAAGCGUGCAAGCAGCCCUGCGCAACUAUGACACCCAGCUCCAAGCCAUCAAUCACGAAAUCUGGUCCCACCCCGAGCUAGCGUAUGAAGAACAUCGCGCCCACGACGCCAUCUGCACCCUCUUCGAGACCCUCUCCACCACCACUGACUUCACCUUCACCAUCGAGCGCUCCGCCUACGGCCUCCCCACCGCCUUCGAAGUCCUCUACACGCUCGGAGACCCCCAGCAGGGCCGUACUGUCGCCUUCAACGCCGAAUACGAUGCCCUCCCCGGCAUUGGCCAUGCCUGCGGCCACAACCUCAUCGCGACGAGCUCCAUCGCCGCCUUCCUGGCCACCUGCCACGCGAUGCGCGCCACCGCCGCCGCCGGGGGCGGGGAACCGACCGCCAACUUCACCGUCAAACUGCUCGGCACCCCCGCCGAAGAAUCCGGGGGCGGGAAGAUCCAGCUCCUCUCGCGCGGGGCGUACGAGAACGUCCACGCCAGCCUCAUGGUGCACCCGGUGCCCCUGGCGCCCGGCAAGCCCGAGCUCCUCACGCUCGCCACCGUGCUGCCGGGUGGGUACCUGGCGAACGACAAGCUGCGGGUGCGGUUCACGGGCAAGGCGGCUCACGCGGCGGCGGCGCCGUGGGAGGGGGUGAACGCGCUGGACGCGGUGGUGGCGGCCUACGUGAACGUCUCGCUGCUGCGCCAGCAGAUCCUGCCCACGCAGCGGGUGCAUGGGGUGAUUGUCCACGGCGGCGAGCGGCCGAAUGUCAUCCCGCGCAGCGCCUCGGUGGAUUACUAUAUACGUUCGCCGACGGUGAAGUCGUUGAAGGGGCUGUCGGAGCGCGUGGUGAGGUGUUUUGAGGCGGCGGCGGUGGCAACCGGGUGUGAGGUGGAGUUUGAGUGGGGCCCUUCGUAUGCGGAUCUCAAGACUAACAACCCGAUCUGUGAGAGCUAUGUCGCGGUCAUGCGGGCGAUGGGACAUCUGGCGCUGUUUGAUAAUACGGGUCUGAAGGGUUCGAUCACCGGGGCGUCGACGGACCAGGGGAAUGUCUCGUACGCGGUCCCCGGAUUCCAUGGCAUCUUCACCAUCCCCACGGAUGGGGUCAAUCAUACCCCGGGAUUCACCAAGGGCGCGGGCUCGCUCGAGGCGUACCAGCAGGGGAUGGCCUGCGCGGCGGGGAUGGCGGUGGUGGCGUGUCGGGUCUUGGUGGAUGAGGAGUUCGCGGCGCGGGUGCAGAAGGACUUUGCGACAGAGAGGGAGUCGUUGACAGCAGAUUCUACCUGA